CACAAAAUAUUCUACGCCAACAAAACAUAGCACGCCACAAAUGGAAACAACGCCAAAGAAGAAAACAAAAUCGCAGAAAGAUUCCACAGUUAAGGCAAAGAGAAGAGUUUCUUUUGGAUAUCCGACAACUGGAGGAGGUGCUGAGGAUACCGAAACCCAGAUACAGCAUACAAUAUUGCCGAUUGAUUCAACACUGCAAGCAGCGACACUUCAAGCAGAAUCAGCCCAGAUGCACCCACCCACGGUGCAGGAAGAAACAUCAUCCCAACAGCCACUUCCAGAAGAAAAUUCAUCACAGGGGCACCCACAGACACUGCCAGAAGAGUCCUUUUCACAGAGCUACCCUGCAAUUGGAGACCAUAAUCUUGUUGAAAGAACAGAGCAAAUUCCGGACAUGGAAACUUCAGGCAGUGUACCAGAAGUCCUUGAAUCAAAAACACCGGAAACUACGCCAGGAGAGUCAUCACUCAAUCUAAUACUGGAAGCUUUAAAGAACAUGGACCAAUGUAGAGCUGAAGAAAGCCAAAGGAUUAAUAAUCGUUUGGACAACAUGGAACAGAACAUCGACCAUAUCAAGACAGCUGUUGUUCAACAAAAUGACGCAAUGAUAUCGCUGGCCCGAUACUACGAUCAACUUGUGUCAGCACAUAUGUCGGUGGUUGGACAUUGCAAGAGCAUGGAGCAGAAGAUUGAACAGAUCAGCACCCAACAAAAUGAACAGCGGGAUGGAGAAUCGCAUCAGGAACAACUCUGUCGACAACACAAUGAUUCUCUGGAACAUAUUUCAUUGCAAUGCCAACAGAUUGGAACAGGCCUUCAAAGCAUUCUACUGUGGCAACAACAGUGCAACCUAAACACAAGCAUGAUUUCAACAAGCCUGCAGCUGAUGACAGACGAAGGAAGAAGAUUGCACAGCGCACAACCACAGCAGGCAGAACGAAGUUCGGAAGUCACAACACCAUCAAACAGAACAUCAAUUGAUCAAGAAAUGUAUGCUCAAGUAGAGAGAGGAGAUCUGGCUUACCAAAGAGCAUUGUCAGUUUUGAGACUGCAGCGUCAAAGGUCAGAAGAAUUGGAGCAGUCCAUAAUACAGCAAGAGAUGUGGAACAGAGCACAGCAGGAGAUGUUGGAACAAGCACAGACGGUUAUGUGGAACAGAGCACAGGAGGAGCAUGCCCGAGCCCAGGAGGAACAUGCCCGAGCCCAGGAGGAGCAUGCCCGAGCCCAGGAUGAGCAUGCCACAGCACCGGAGGAGCAUGCCACAGCCCCGGAGGAGCCGUCAGGAGCCCAGGAGGAGCCGUCCACAACAGCAAACUAGCCGGACACAGGGACCAGUCCGCUAAUCAAGCACAGAGGCUGGCAUAGAGCUUG
Pseudophryne corroboree (corroboree frog) is the source of this 1371-nucleotide messenger RNA. RefSeq lists its product as uncharacterized. The coding region runs from base 41 to 1318 and encodes 425 amino acids. The record is from RefSeq and is a predicted model, not a curated record. Lineage: Eukaryota; Metazoa; Chordata; Amphibia; Anura; Myobatrachidae. The transcript is spliced from 4 exons.